This is a messenger RNA of Dermatophagoides farinae (American house dust mite), 842 nucleotides long. NCBI's taxonomy places the organism in Eukaryota, Metazoa, Arthropoda, Arachnida, Sarcoptiformes, Pyroglyphidae. The record is from RefSeq and is a predicted model, not a curated record.
CAAAAAUUCAUGUAUACAGCAGCAACCAAUUUUAUCAAUGAAUUUAUCGAUUAUUGAAAAUAUAAUUGAUUAUGGUGAAACAUUUUUGGAUCUACAAGUUGGUUCAAAUCUAACAUUAAUCUGUACAACGGAUAUUAAUAACAAUGAUGAUUAUAAUAUGACGGAAAUUAGCUGGAUUCUACCCGAAUUUCAUCCGUAUUAUGAUACAAUUCUACCUGAAUAUAUUCAAAUUGAAGAACGAAUAUAUCGUAAUCAAACGGGAAAACCAUACAAACGGGAAAGUCGUUUAACGGUAAUCGGUGUCGAAAUAAAUGAUGUUGGAUAUUAUACCUGUACAUAUCGAAAAUAUUUACAUCUUAUUCACGAUGAAUCGAUUGCUUUCAGAAUUCAUGGUUCAUUGAAUACUAUUUAUCUUUAUGUAACCGAUUUUGAAAAUUUAUUUAUAAAAUCUGUACCAGUUAUGAUGGCCAUCUAUGGUCGUCCAGGUGAAAUUGGUUGUCGACCAUCAUCAUCACGUGCAUUGAUUGAAUUAAUAUCGGUGGAUGAAUCAUCACGUACACAUCAUCAGAUUUCCUAUGAUAAAAAUGAUGAUUAUGAAUGGACAAAUUCAUCAUCAUCGAUGGUUAUUUAUAAUUCACGUCGUGGAUUUCUAUUACCAAAUCUAACUAAUGAUCAUUAUAUUUGUCGUGUAUAUCUUACUAAAUUCAUUGAAGAAUCAUCGUUUAAUAUAACAUCUGAUGAUAAUAUCGUAAUUCAUUUUACAAGUUUGUUGAUAAUUUUUUAGUUAAUUUUUUUUAUUUAAAGAAACUCUCUAAUCCACAAUUGAAUAGAUGGCGUCGAUU